AAAUAUGUUGCAGAACUUUUAUUUCCUGUGUUUCCGUCCUCUAGGCAAAAUGUGCGAAGGGCUGUUCAGUGCUCUUGCACAAUUAGGUGGCCAAGAUUUCCAGUCCUCAGAGUGUACCGAACAGUUGACCCUUCCCCCACACAUGGACUCCGCCCUCAAGGCACUUCAGCUGACUGAGGCCCUCAGGGCAGUGCUGGAGGGUCAGGGGAGUGAGGAAGAGCAGGGCACUCUCAGGAAACAAGUCUCCACCGAUACAGCGGAUGUUAUACUGAAAUGGCUGGAAAGGGAUGAGGUAAACCUCCAUUCAAAUGCUAACAGCGAGUCCUACCAGGAGCGAUUAUCACGUCUGGAGGGAGACAAAGAGUCACUAAUUCUGCAGGUGAGUGUGCUGACAGACCAGGUGGAAGCUCAGGGGGUGAAGAUCAGCGAUUUACAGAGUUCUUUGGUGGAGCAUCAGCACAAACUCAACUCCACGGAGGAGAUGCUACAGCAGGAGCUCGUGCAUAGAACGUCACUGGAGAGCCAGAAGCUGAGUCUUAUGGGGGAGGUGUCCUACCUGAAAGUAAAGCUGGCAGACAUGGAGGGAAAACAGGGCCAUGGGGCUGAAAGGCAGCACAAAGCAGAGACUGUAGUGAAUUUCAUUAGUGAGCUGCAGGAGCAGAUGUGUCAGUUUCAGAAGGAGAUCAAUAGCAAGAUCCAGGAGAAAAAGGCCUUGGAGAUCCCAGCUGACAGCAGGCCUCCUGUGGCCUGCCCCACUGAGUCCACUGAGGGCCAGGGCUCAAACCUGGGGGUGUCCUCAGGGGGGAUGCACAAACUAGAAGAGGCUCCAGACGGGCCUGAUGGGAACACACACAGCCCCAAAGAGGGUAGCUCAGAUGCAGAGCAGCAGUACCACUGUGGAGGAGAAAGUGGCUUAUUUAAGGAGCUUAGGAUUCUCAAGGACAAAGUGGAACACCUGGAGGAUCAGAAGUUACAGUACGAGAAGAAACUCAAAGCAACAAAGGCAGAGAUCAGCAGCCUUCAACAGCUUCUGCUCAGUAAGAACGCUGAGAUUGAGAGCUUACACAAUCAGCUGCUAGCCAGACCCUCUCUAACCAGCGACAGCACAGAGAGAGAGGAGAUGUACAGGAAGAGGCUAAACACCAAAUAUCAAGAACUACAGAAGCUUCGGAGUGGAAUGAAAUCACUGGUGGCUGCCAAUGAUGAAAAGGACCGACGCAUUGAGGAGCUUACUCUGCUCCUGAAUCAGUGCAGGCAGUUUAGAGAGGUCACUCACAUCACAAGGCAAGCUCCAUCUACUGUUCGUUCGCUGUCAAAUGGGAGGACAAUGUCAAGCAGCAGUGAGGAGGAAGAGCAUGGGCUGAUGAGGAAUGCUGACAGUGCCAGCGCAAAAUCUGAGGACGUGAAGUCUGAAGUUUCAACAAACAGCUCUUCCUCCCAACAAACAUCUCUUUUAUCUGUGUCAAAGGAAAGCGAUUCUAGAACAGAACCACAGACUUUAUCGAGUAGCUUGAAUGACCUACCAAAUGGACACUCACACAAGAGUGGUUUGGGUGACACCAGAAGUCAGACGCUGCCUGUGAAUUCCUCUCUGUCAGAACAAAAUGGAAGUGGAGACAGCACCACUGAAAUCCAGAGUCAAAGGUCCCCAGAUGGGAGCGAAGAUGGAGACUCCAGCCAAAGGAAGCUGGAGAAGGUCGACGACAGCACUUCAAGCGAUAAUUCUCCUGCUCAUUCUGGGGCAAACACACAGUCUGGCCAGCGAGCAGUGGGCUCACCGGAAUAUAUGAAGAAUAACAGGAGCUUCAAGAGGCUCUGGGGCAAGCUUCGGAGAACUCAGUCUGGAGGCUUCAACGCAGCAGAUCCAGAUGCUGGUCAGUUUAAAAGAGGAGGAUUGCGGGCGACAGCAGGACCCAGACUGACCCGAACCCCUGAAUCUUACGACUCUGCACGUGACAUGAAUAUUCCAUUCAGCCAGUGGACCAAGGAGCAGGUGUGCAGCUGGCUCGAGGACUAUGGACUGGGCCAAUACGUCAGUCUCAGCAGACAGUGGGUUGAAAAUGGACAGACACUUUUGUCUGCUACGCCUCAGGAUUUUGAGAAGGAGAUGGGAAUGAAGAAUCCACUGCACAGGAAGAAGCUGCAGCUCGCUCUAAGGGCAUUUACCACUAAAGUUGUAGAGAAAUCCUCAGAGCUGGACUACAUCUGGGUCACCCGCUGGUUGGACGAUAUUGGUUUGCCGCAGUAUAAAGACCAGUUCCAUGAAGCUCGAGUCGAUGGCCGAAUGAUACAAUAUCUCACAGUGAACGAUCUCCUGACUCUGAAGGUUACGAGCCAGCUUCAUCAUCUCAGUAUUAAAUGUGCUAUUCAUGUCCUUCAUGCCAAUAAGUUCAACCCACACUGUCUUCGACGCAGGCCAGGGGAGGAGAAGCAGCCUUCUCCCUCAGAAGUGGUGCAGUGGUCUAAUCAUCGUGUGAUGGAGUGGCUCAGGGCAGUGGAUCUAGCUGAGUAUGCUCCUAAUCUAAGGGGCAGCGGUGUUCAUGGUGGGCUGAUUAUCCUUGAGCCUCGCUUUAGCUCAGAAACUUUGGCGUUGCUCUUAAAUAUCCCUCCACAGAAGACUUUGCUUCGCCGCCACCUCGCCACUGCCUUCUCUGCCCUGGUUGGGGCUCAGGCCACACAGGAGAAGCGAGAAUACGGCAAUGCCACAGGCCAUGUGCCCCUCACCACCACUGCUAAAGUAAAGCCAAAGAAGCUCGGCUUCACCCAGUUUAGUCACCUCAGGAAGAGGAAACCUGAUGAAUCUGCAGAUUAUAUCUGCCCCAUAGACAGUGCAGCACUAACACUGAACGGAGUUUCUCGCUUGUCCUCUUCAGCACAUCGAGGCCUCAGCCCCAGUUUGGACAGACACACUGACAGAUGGGAACACAUGGGGACAAAAGCUCAAACUAAUGACUCCAAACAGUAAUUAAAUGAAUAAGCAGGAAACCCUACCUUCUCCACCACACUCCCCUCUCCCUAAGUGACUUUAGAAAUCAGUAGAAAUUCUAAGGCAGAUACUUACCCAAGAUGCAUCCCUGAGCUGAUUUGCGGGAUGGGCUGUGAAGAUGCUGUAUUUAGCAGGCAGUUGAUUGCUGGUAAUGUAUUUUUAAUCAGGUGUUGCUUAAACAAUUUUCAUCUUUUACUGGUGAGGAUUUGUGACAUUGUUUGAAUUGUUCAUUAAAGCUGCUCUCUGCAUUCCUUUUACAGUUGGAUUCCAAAGCUUAUACUUUUGCUUUACAAUAAAUGCAUUGUACUGACCAUUUUGUACCUAAACUUCUGGAGAAUUUGUUAGAAUAUUGAUUUCCUUUUUCUUGUUGUAUAUCUGGUUUGUCUGCACAGCAUUAUUACUCACAUCAGAUACCUUAAGAAUGGAUGUGUCUCAUUUAUUUUCUGUAUGACUAAGUGUAAAACAAAUCUGAAAUUAAAUCAUUUUUGAUUCCUGGCAGUACACUUAAUAUUUUGCAUGUUUUGGCCUGUUGAUACACGGGGUUCUUCUACUUAAAUGCUGCCCUGUUUCAUGAGAUCAUGCACUGGAUCAGACAGGCUCGUUAGAAUUUUGAGAAAAAAACACCUAAUUACCCUACUAGGUCCCAUUAAAGCAACAUUUCUACUGUCAGCUGGUAGUUUAAUGCUCAGUGCUGUCUCUGAAGAGCUUGAUAGAAUUUAAAUUUUGGCUAAAUUGGAACACAUAGUGCUUAUGCCAGUAACAGAUGCAGUUUUAAGGUUUAAGAUUUGAGAUUAUUAGCAUUGUUGCUGUUUAUGUCACUAUGUUGCAAGAAUUUUAAUGUUUUAGGAUGAUUUCAUUUUAGCUGAUGGGUAAUUGGAUUCUUAACAGACACUCGAUCCGAGACUGCCCACUGCUGGUCAGAAACUGAAAAUGCAGAAACACAUGGCAGCCCAUAAUUUGGGGCCGGAUCAGUCCAGUUUGUCAACAGUGAAAAAGACAAAAUAUCUGCUUUCAUGGAGUUGACAAGACUGAAGCGAAGCCUGUUCUGAUUUGCUUGGUGAAUGGAACGAGUUCCCAAACUCUGUUCGAUCAGCAGAAUCCCCUUCAGUUUUGAAGAAAAGACCAGCUUUUGCAUUUGACACACGGCAAAAAAGAAAAAAUUAAAGGAAAAAAAAACAUGCUAUUAUCUCCCGCGCUGUCUGUAGGCACCACAGUCCUAUUAUCACACUUGAACUUGUUUUGUGGCACUUCCAGGUUGUCUUCUCCUGACUACAUCCCUGCUCAUGUUGUAUCUACUCUCAGAUGUGCGUUGCUUUGGAUAAAAGCGUCUGCCAAAUGAAAUUGUAGAACUGCAGUCAAUCAAAAAUAAAUCAAGCUGCUGAACAUUACCAGCAUCAAAUUAAAUUUGUUCUGUUUUCACACAGUUUAAUACUUCUGUUUGGUUAAAAAAUAAAUAAAGAGAUGCAUUUUCAACUUCA
This is a messenger RNA of Acanthochromis polyacanthus (spiny chromis), 4464 nucleotides long. It is a transcript of the gene ppfibp2a, whose product is annotated as PPFIA binding protein 2a. Gene Ontology annotation, molecular function: protein binding. The coding region runs from base 5 to 2965 and encodes 986 amino acids. NCBI's taxonomy places the organism in Eukaryota, Metazoa, Chordata, Actinopteri, Pomacentridae. The record is from RefSeq and is a predicted model, not a curated record. Gene Ontology annotation, cellular component: presynaptic active zone. Gene Ontology annotation, biological process: neuromuscular junction development. The transcript is spliced from 23 exons.